This is a messenger RNA of Elaeis guineensis (African oil palm), 1662 nucleotides long. The record is from RefSeq and is a predicted model, not a curated record. Lineage: Eukaryota; Viridiplantae; Streptophyta; Magnoliopsida; Arecales; Arecaceae.
GUCCGGAUACAGUCUUUCUCUUAUCAAUUAUGAUUUAUUAAAUCAUGUCCCGGUCUUCCAAAUACCAACAAACCAUAAGACCGUCUUCCCUCCCUUUCCACCGGCUGCCAUGACGAGAGGAAGGGAGAGUCCAAAAUCUUCGGUCAAAACGAGUGUGAAGAGAGGCCAAAGCUGCUGUUUUUUAAGCGAAACACCAGGGCAGAAGAAGAGAGGCAGCUCCCCAAAAAGGAAGAAGAGUCUCCCCGCCCGCCCCCUCUCACACGAUAUAAAAAUAUACGGGAAUUUAAGAAAACCCAAGCAUCGAUCUCGGUCUCCUCCAUUCCCUUCCCUCUCACUCUCUUCCACCAGUGAAGCAGGCAUGUUUCGCAAGAAGCAUAUCAGUCAUGAUAUUCAGGAGGAUGGUACUAUACACCAAGAAGCAAAGAUCAAUGAGCUCAGAGCUGCAAUUGGACCCUUGUCUGGACGUAGCUUGCAGUACUGCACUGAUGCAUGCUUGAGGAGAUAUUUGGAAGCUAGGAACUGGAAUGUUGAUAAGUCAAAAACAAUGUUGGAAGAGAUGCUCAAUUGGCGAUCAACUUACAAGCCAGAAGAGAUCCGCUGGCAUGAAGUUGCUAUUGAAGGUGAAACUGGUAAAUUGUACAUAGCAAAUUUUCAUGAUCGAGAAGAAAGAACUGUUAUUGUGAUGACACCAGCAAAACAGAACACAUCAUCACAUGACAAUCAAAUUCGGUUUCUGGUGUAUAUCUUUGAGAAUGCGAUUCUCAAUAUGCCUGAGGGUCAAGAGCAAAUGGUGUGUUUGAUGGACUUCACUGGGUGGUCAUUAAGCAAUGCAGUCCCCAUAAAGACUGCUCGAGAAACCACAAAGAUUUUGCAAAACCAUUAUCCUGAGAGACUUGCUGCUGCAUUUUUAUACAAUCCUCCCAGAAUCUUUGAAACCUUUUGGAAGAUUGUCAAAUAUUUCAUAGACCCAAAAACCUUCGAAAAGGUACAUUUUGUUUACCCAAAGAAUGCAGAAAGCAUAGAGCUCAUGAGCAAGUACUUUGAUGUUGAGAAACUUCCCCUUGAGUUUGGAGGAAAGAACAAAAUACAAUACAACCAUGAGGAGUUCUCCAAAUUGAUGUUAAAGUAUGAUAUCAGAUCAGCAAGCAUUUGGGAUUUGAAUGAAAAAACAGCCCCGGCCAACCAUGCAACCAAUGGGCACUCAACUUCCGAGGGUGCACAGGAGCCAUCACGGAUUGCUGCACAAGCAAGUUGAGCAAAAGCGCCACUAAAACUUCCAUGCAGCAUGUAGCUGCUUAAUAACAAAAUGGGUACUCUUGCUCAUUACCUUAACAGCAUGACAGGAUUCUUUGAGUACCCUACUUAUUGUGUGGAUCUAUUUCUUUCUGUUUCACUGGAAAUCAUUCUAAACGAUGCUCUCUUUGCUUGAAGAAUUUAUACAAUGCAGACAAACAACGUUUCUGAAGAAUAUAUUAUCAUGCAGAGAAACAUCCAUCUCAUUCUGCUGAGUCAGGAAAUUAGUCUCUUCGCUUGUGUUUCGCUGUACAUGGUGUUUGUCUCUUCACUUUUGUUUUGCAGUACAUUGCAUUCAUUGGAGAAUCCAUGUGAAAGAAAAUCUAUGCCCCAUGAAUUAUUAUAGUAGGUGGAUACUCUUUCAUGUUG